Messenger RNA from Neocloeon triangulifer, 2181 nucleotides. RefSeq names its product TBC1 domain family member 7 (gene TBC1d7). The record is from RefSeq and is a predicted model, not a curated record. The transcript is spliced from 9 exons. Gene Ontology annotation, molecular function: GTPase activator activity. The coding region runs from base 257 to 1729 and encodes 490 amino acids. Gene Ontology annotation, biological process: negative regulation of TOR signaling; activation of GTPase activity. NCBI's taxonomy places the organism in Eukaryota, Metazoa, Arthropoda, Insecta, Ephemeroptera, Baetidae.
AUUUUUCGCGCGCUCCCAUUUCUACUUUUUAGAAGAACCUGCAGAUGGCGCGUGAAGUUGGAAGUUGACAAAUAAUGAGCCAUGAGCCGGGCCGAAAAUCCAAAACAAAGCAAAAAAGUCUCAAAGAAAUUUUAGUCAAAUUAAGACGCAAUAUUUUGUGUUGACCAUAGAGAGGAAUGUGAGAGUUUACAAAAUUAAUUUGCUGACAAAGAACGUUUAGAAAUUUUACCUAGCCCAUAUCGUCCAUCAACUGAUCAUGGCAACCAACGACGAGCGAAACUUUCGAAGUUCCUACUACGAGAAAGUGGGAUUUCGCAGCGUCGAGGAGAAAAAGUCACUGGAGAUUCUUCUGAAGGAAAAGAGUCUGGACAAAGCAAAGCUAAAUCACUUCUGCCUGAGGUUCCCAGUACCUGGCAUCCAUCGUAGCUAUCUUUGGAAGCUACUUCUGGGAGUCCUGCCUUUGCAAGUGGCCUGCCACGAGUAUGUGUGGUCCUGCAGAGAACAGUCCUUCAAUGACCUGGCAAGGAUGAUGAGGGUGCUCAAGCUGGAAACUCAGUCAGCUCCUCAUAACUUAGUGAUUAUGUGGCUCUUGGAAACUGGAGGAGUUCCGACCGGAUGCAAAGAACCGCUUAAGAACAACCCUAUCAACGAGAACUUUGCCACUCUGGCAUCCAUGAUGAUGGAGUUCUUCGACAACGACGUUGAGGUCUACUGGGUUUCAAAGGGUUUCUUCAACUUCCUCACAAGACUUGCAAUCGAAAUGCCAAAACUGACUGAAUGCACCCACAGCUUUCUAGAGAAGGAAGACUCUGAGCUCUACAACUAUAUGCUGGACAAAGAACUGCUCCAAAAUUUGCCUCUCUUUGACUGGUUUACCUCCAUGUUUGCUGUUGUUCUCAAUGAAUCUUCACUUUGCAAGGUUUGGGACAAAAUGGUUGGCGGCUCCUACAAGAUUUUGAUCUUCGUUGCCGUCUCUUUGUGUGUUAGCCUGAAAAAAUCCAUCAUGUCCUGUGACACUUCAAACAAUCUGAACAAAAUAUUUGAGAAUGUGACUGAAGAGUUUAGUGAAUUAGUGGUGAACAAAGGCCUGGACCUGUGGCAGCAGCAGAGCAACCUGAUCAACAUUGGCCUGGAGUUCAGUGUCAAACAUAACCCCACUGCCUUAUGGGCUGCUCAGCAGGUCUACUCAAUGCCAAAUCUCUCCGUUGUUGGUCAGAACACAUCAGGUUUCUUAGAACGGCCUUUCACCAUGCCAGAUCUCAGUCUUCACAAUGAAAAAAGCCAAAGUCACUCAGAUCACAAGUUGAAACUUGACUUUUCCGUGUUCAGUGAGACAGAUGCAGCAGCUUACAGCCCAGAAGCCCCAGCAAAGCACCACACGAGCGGAGACGGGGACAGAGUGGCCUCUCCGAUAGAACAAAACAACCAAGUCUUCCUCCGCCACAUUGAUGAGAUGACAAGGGUGCUGAAUGAGAUGCGGCAGACUACCUACUUCUCCGGCACUCUUCAAAGGAGGCCCAGCAAUGACUAUGAUGAGCCCUGGAUGCAAAAGCCUGAAAGAUCUGUUCAGUUUGAAAACGAGUCUGCAAUUGAUAAGGAUACAGUUGUGGUUGAUGGUUUUGUGGAGACUGAAAUGCCAAGCAGAGAUUUGAUGUUCAGACUGCUCAUUGUCAUUGGGGUCAAUGGCCUGUUUGCCGUCAUCAUCCUUGUGGUUUGUUUCAUGAUUUAAUUUUGUUUCUUGACCUAGAUAAAUUUUGCUGUUGUUGUUAAUUGAACAAUUAAUGCUAAAGUUGAUGCUGAGGCUGAGAGACCUAAAAUAUUCUUAUUAUUUCUAGAUGAUUUAUGAGAAAUCAAAAUAAUAAUUGCAAACGUGAUGUAAGAAUUUAGAAUGAGCGAGAAUUUAAUCUGAAAAUGAUAAUUGAUUUCAGUUGAGAGCACUACAUGCAAAUCUUAUCUAGUAAAAAAAGAGCUCGCAUUGACAAUAUUGAUGUGAAAUUUAAGUCUGACUUGAUAUCAACUGAUAACUGAUUAUAUACAAUACCAUGUGAUUAUUGUAUGCCAUCAAUCUCAAAAUGAGAUUUUAAAUUUAUUCUGAGUCUAAAAAAAUAUUUAAAAAUUAUUUAAUAACAAAAAGAUUCGAAUUAAAAUUGGGAAAAAAAUCCAACAUUUUUUAAGCUGUGG